ACGUGGCGUUCUUUCCCUCUAUCCCGCGUGUUCACUUUGGGAAGUCAGUGCAUAUGCGCUCGAGCUGGUGCCGAACAUUUUCCUCUUGACAGUUGAUUUAGUUAAGAAUCACACUACCAUCUGAUCAUUUUAGUCAUGUUAUAAGGUCAAUCUGUUUCUAAAUAUUGUCACUGAUUCCAGUUCGGUUACCUGUCAUCUGUUCUGGGCUGUUGGCCGGUGUCGUUUUCAUUUUUAGUAUACAUUUUGAAAUAAAGCGUAUUUAACGGUUAAAUCGACACUGAAAUCAUGUCGGAGGAGCUCGAGCGCAUCCUGGCGCAGCUGACACAGCCGGACAACGCUGUUAUUCAGCAGGCCACAGCUCAGUUAAAACAGGCAUUUAAAGAUCCAGCCAUCGUCCCUGCAUUAUGUGCAGUCAUGACUGGUUCCCAAAACCCACAGAUUCGUCAGUCGGCCGCAGUGAUGCUCAGAAUGAGAGUGAGAAAACACUGGAAAAAAAUCAGUCCAGACCACAGGGAGAGCCUGAAAGCAGUGGUGCUGCAAGCUUUCCAACAAGAAACAGAGCACACUGUUCGUCACUCACUCUCUCAACUGAGUGCUGUCCUGGUAAAGCAUGAGACCCCCGACCGCUGGCCUGCUCUUCUGUCCCUAUUGAACCAGUCCACUAAAAGCAACAACCCACAGGACAGACAGGUGGGUCUGUUACUGCUCAGCAAGGUGGUGGGAUCAAACCCGGAGCCCUUCAAGCCCCACUACAAGCAGCUUCUCCAGCUGUUUGGGACUGUUCUCCAAGACCUGAACAACCCCACUGCCCUCUACUACUGCAUUCUUGCCCUCACUUCCAUCACAGCCUACACGGGCACAGAGGAGAUGAACUUGAUGCGAUCUCUGAUCCCCAAACUGAUCAUUGCUCUUAAACACCUCAUUCAGGCAGAUCAGGAUCAGGCCAGCGAGGCACUGGAAGUUUUUGAUGAGCUGAUGGAGAGCGAAGUGUCCUUCAUUGUCCCACACAUUGCUGAGAUUGUCCAGUUUUGCCUGGAGAUAAGUGCAAACGUGUCCUUUAGUGAUUCUCUGCGUGUAAAGGCUCUGUCAUGUAUUGCUUUUCUCAUCAGACUUAAAAGCAAGGCUGUAUUAAAGCAAAAGCUUUUACAACCGAUACUGCAGGUUGUGUUUCCCAUACUUAGUGCUGCGCCCCCUCCUGGUAAGGAGGACCCAGAGGAUGAGGAGAAUGACACUGAGGGCAACAGUGAGAACCCCAAACACUUUGCUGUUCAGGUUAUUGACACCAUGGCUCUUCAUAUGCCACCUGAAAAACUCUUCAACCAACUGAUGCCUUUCACUCAGACCUGCCUGGCCAGUGAAAACCCAUACGAGCGUAAGGGAGGGCUUAUGUGUCUGGCUGUGCUGGCCGAGGGCUGUGCAGAUCACAUCCGCACCAAGAUGUUAUCAUCCAUGCUUCAAACAGUGUGUCGCAGUCUAUCAGACAGUAACCAGGUGGUCCGCAGUGCAGGGCUCUUUGCCCUCGGACAGUUUUCGGAACACCUGCAGCCAGAUGUCAGUAAAUUCCAUGCUGAGCUGAUGCCAUUGUUGCAUGGAUAUUUGUCUGCAGUGAACCAGACCAAAAUCGGACACAUGACCAAGGCCUUCUAUGCUCUAGAGAACUUUUUGGAGAACUUGGAUCAAGAUAUUGAGCCCUACCUGCCCACUCUAAUGGAAACCAUGCUGUCAGCCCUUAACAACACAGAAAACCUCAAACUGAAAGAGCUUGCAGUCAGUGCAAUAGGGGCGAUAGCAAAUGCAGCCAAAGAGCUGCUCGUGCCUUACUUCCCCCCGGUGAUUGACAGUCUGAAGGGAUUUCUGACAGACACGAGAGAGGAGAUGAGGGCUCUACAGACACAGGCUUUGGACACACUCUCUGUGUUGGCCCACACUGUUGGUAAGGAAGUCUUUAGUCCUUUGGCAGCAGACUGUGUGCAGCUAGGUCUGAACCUCACUGAUACAGUGGAUGACCCUGACCUGCGCCGCUGCACGUAUAGUUUAUUCUCUGCUGUAUCUGAAGUGAGCCCGGAUUGUCUAACCCCUCACCUAACCCCUAUCACCACGGUGAUGUUGCUGUCACUCAGAUCCACUGAGUGGGUGACGUCUCAUUUAGAGGAAGACAAACAGUUUGUGCUUCUGGAUGACGAUGAUGAAGGUGAAGAGGGUGAUGUUGUUUUGGAUGAAGAUGGAGAGAAUGAUGGAGAGGUUGAUGACACAGAUGUUGCAGGGUUCAGUGUAGAAAAUGCUUACAUUGAUGAGAAGGAAGAUGCUUGUGAUGCUUUGGGUGAAAUUGCAUUCAACACUGGAACUGCGUUCCUGCCCUUCCUGGAAUCCAGCUUCCAGCAGGUGUAUGAGCUCCGUGAUUUCGCACAUCAGGAUGUGAGGAGAGCUGCCUUUGGUGCAAUGGGCCAGUUCUGCCGAGCUCAGCAUAAAGUAUGGCAGGAAAACCCAACAGAGGCCAACCACCAGGCGCUGCAUAAGUUGUUGGAUGUGGUUUUGCCUUGUUUUCUGGAGGCAGUGAGGCAGGACAGGGAGAGGCAGGUGGUGAUGGCUGUUCUUGAGUCAAUGAAUGCUGUGAUCAAAUCCUGCCAGGGGGAGGCGCUGCAGACUCCAGGGCGACUGGCUGAGAUCAGUAACGCCAUCAGAGACGUACUCAAGAAGAAGACCAUGUGUCAGGAUGUGGGUGGGGAUGAAGCAGACGAUGACGACCAGCAGGCGGAGUAUGAUGCCAUGCUGCAGGAGUUCGCUGGUGAGGGGAUUCCUGUUUUAGCAUCAGCUGUACCUGCUGAGACAUUCUACCCUCACCUCAAUGAUCUGCUGCCUCUUAUCAUGAGCAAAGCUAAAUCCUCAUGCACUGAGGCAGACCGCUCCUUCUCUGUUGGUACGAUUAGUGAAACCCUGCACUCAUUGGUGGGUGUGGCUGGAGGCAGGGCGGUGGCUGGACGGCUGUCCAGUCGGCUGCUGCCGGUGCUUGUAGCUGGAGUUAAAGACAGUGACCCAGAGGUGCGCAAUAACAGUGUGUUUGGCCUGGGAGCUCUCGCACAGGCUGCUGGACCCAUCAUUGCCUCUGAUUACCCCAUGAUGCUGUCCCUCUUCUCUAACCUGCUCUCUAAAGAGUCUGACUUGAGAGUGAUUGACAACUUGUGUGCUGCCCUCUGCAGGAUGAUCAUGAGCCAUGUUGAUGGGGUCCCACUCGAGCAGGUGUUUCCUGCUUUGGUGGCUCAUCUUCCUCUGAAGGAGGACAUGGAAGAGAACAAGACCAUCUAUAACUGCCUUUCCUUCCUCUACUCACAGAACCCAAUGCUGGUUGUUGGUCAGCUCAGGCCAAUAAUAUCUGCUGCUGCUCAUGUACUGGGUACAAAGGUCAUUGAUAAUGAAACACAGAAUACCUUGCUUGUGCUGCUCCGAAACGUAGCCCAGCAACACUCACAGGAAUUUGAGAGUGCUGUGAUGUCACUUCCUGAUGAACAGAGAAGCAAUAUGACCAUGGUGGUCACUUAGUCAUAGCACCUGCCUCUCAUCCUAAGUAUCCAAUCCCCCACUCCCAAGGGCCUUCCAGUCUUGUGAAAGCCAGCCAAGAAAUUGCCGGAUUAAAUUAGCCGAGUAUACGUUCAGUGAAGCACUUGGCUUUAAUACUGUAUUGCAGCAGAGAUGUUGAGAAUGGUUUCUCUUAAUUUAUUGCCCUGUUCACUUAUUCUUCUUGCUAGUUUUACUUUGUUCUACUAACCUGCAUGAAGGAAUGAGUUUCUUGAUUCAUUAUUGUUUACUUUGUCUAUUAUUUGUGCGUUCAAUUAAUUUUCUGCUUUCCCACCUUUUGUGGAUAUUCCAUGAAGUUCUGGCUGGAUAUUUGAGUGUGAAGCUUUGAAUUGCACUUGCAGUGAAAAAAAUAUAUAUUCUAUGAAUUGUUCAUUA
This is a messenger RNA of Myxocyprinus asiaticus (Chinese sucker), 3948 nucleotides long. Its product is annotated as importin-4-like. Gene Ontology annotation, molecular function: nuclear import signal receptor activity; small GTPase binding. The coding region runs from base 286 to 3537 and encodes 1083 amino acids. NCBI's taxonomy places the organism in Eukaryota, Metazoa, Chordata, Actinopteri, Cypriniformes, Catostomidae. Gene Ontology annotation, cellular component: nucleus; cytoplasm. The record is from RefSeq and is a predicted model, not a curated record. Gene Ontology annotation, biological process: protein import into nucleus. The transcript has 30 exons.